UUUGCCCAGAAGGGUUCUCCAUGGCAAGGAAACCAAGCCAUGGCCAGCACUCCUUCCGCUGAUUUCAACAAGGUUUUUGAUGUUCAGCUGUGUUUCCUCCCCACCCUGAUUCCCCACAGGGAGGAAAGGGCGGUGUGUGCCUGGGCAACACAAGGCACAACUUCUCCAACCAGCAAACAGUGUGGAAGUUUCAUUUCUGUUUGAAGAUAUUAUUUAAUGUUCUACAUGAACCUGUAGCUAGAUCAUAACGGACAACCCUGGGGAGUAACCUUCUUGCUUCUAUUUAUUUGUUAAAUACACCCAGCGGGAAUUCCAGCCCCGGUGUAUUUUGGAGUGGCCAUAGAUACCACUUGCCUGAAAUGGGGAAGCAAAAGAUGUGGAGGAAGAGGAGCAUGCAGACUCUAUGACUCCAGUGCACUCAGAUCACUCAGUAAAAAAAUCAACCAUGACAGUGGAAACGGAAUCCAGCAAUGUUGAUGAUUCGAAUCAGGAAGCAGAACCUGCCCAGUUUUUGGAUGAUGAAGCAAACAAAAAUUUACCAGUCAAAAAGAACACUUCCUGUUGCACUGGCUUGAAGAUGUUUCUCGCUGCUUUGUCAUUCAGCUACUUGAGUAAAAUGUUGGCUGGCACGAUUAUGAAAAGUUCCAUCACUCAGAUUGAGCGAAGGUUUGGCCUAACGUCAUCUACUGUUGGUUUCAUCGAUGGGAGCUUUGAGAUGGGUAACUUGCUGGUGAUUGCAUUUGUAAGCUACUUUGGAGCUAAAUUCCAUAGGCCCAAAGUAAUAGCUGCUGGAUGCUUUACUAUGGCUUUGGGUUGUUUUUUAUCAGCAAUGCCUCAUUUCUUCAUGGGAUAUUACAAGUAUGAGACAGCAUCACAAAGAGCUUCUUCAGCCAACUUAACUUCAAGCAUAAAUCCCUGUUCCCCACAUCAAGAUGUGCAUGAAUCCUUGUUGGAAGUCUCUCGAUCAGACUGUGAUAAGGAACCAUCAUCAAACAUGUGGAUAUAUAUCUUACUGGGAAACAUGUUACGUGGAAUUGGUGAGACACCAAUAGCACCAUUGGGCAUCUCUUAUCUUGAUGAUUUUGCUAAAGAAGAGGAUGUUCCUGUAUAUGUAGCAUGUUUGCACACAGUAGCCAUGUUGGGCCCAAUGUUUGGUUUCCUGUUGGGAUCUUUAUGUGCAAGACUGUAUGUGGAUAUUGGAUUUGUGGAUUUAGGAAGUAUCACUAUCACUCCACAGGAUUCCCGCUGGGUGGGUGCAUGGUGGCUUGGUUUUAUAAUAGGUGGUGUAGCCAGCUUGCUAUCCGCUAUUCCAUUUUGCUUUCUGCCAAAGAGUCUCAAAAAGCCAGAGGAAGCCAAUAAUGACAAAACUUCAUACAAUCUCUUGGAAAACAUGGGUGCCACAAGGAAGAAACCUACUCCUGCAAAACCUAAGCCAAGGAAGUGGUCAGAAACACUGAAAGAUUUCUAUACCUCCCUGAAAAAAGUACUGGGUAAUCGAAUGUACUUCACAUUUUUGUGUAGCUCACUGUUACAGUUCAAUAGCUUUAUUGGUUUCUUGACUUACAAACCAAAGUACAUGGAACAGCAGUAUGGACAAACCGCGUCUAAAUCUAACUUUCUAAUAGGACUGACAUCCUUACCUCCUGUAGGUAUUGGAAUUUUCCUAGGAGGGGUCAUAAUGAGAAAGUACAAAAUGGGCAUCAUUGCAGCAACUAAGUUUGCAAUUACCAUGUCAUUUUUGGCCUAUGUCAUCACUCUUUUGCACUUUUUUGUUGGUUGUGAGAACAAUGUUGUAGCAGGAAUGACAGUGUCCUAUGAAGGCAAAACCAUUCCGUACCAUGAAAAUGCCAUAUUUUCUGACUGCAACUCUGACUGCAAAUGUGCUUCCAAUGUGUGGGAUCCUGUAUGUGGAGACAACGGAUUAACAUAUGUUUCAGCAUGUCUGGCUGGGUGCACAACUUCUGUGGGACAUGGAAAGAAUACAGUCUUCCAUAACUGUAGCUGUCUUGAAGCCAGCAGUUCAUGGACAGGAAAUAGCUCUGCCAUCUUGGGACAAUGUCCAAAAAGUGAAGAUUGUUCAAGAAAUUUUAUUUAUUAUACAGUAAUACAAGUCAUAAGUGGCUUUUGUUAUGCAUUGGGAGGCACCCCAGCAUAUAUGAUAAUGUUUAGAUGUGUUCAGCCAGAGCUUAAAUCUCUAGCAGUUGGUCUAUACACGCUCAUUAUGAGAGUACUAGCUGGGAUUCCAGCCCCGGUUUAUUUCGGUGCACUGAUUGACAAAACAUGCUUAAAAUGGGGAAGCACAAGCUGUGGGCAGCGAGGGGCUUGCAGGCUUUAUGACUCCAAUGCAUACAGAUACGUCUACCUUGGUUUGUCAGCAGUGCUAAGAGGUCCUUCCUACUUGAUUUCAAUCUUAUUUUAUAUAUUGAUAAAGAAACACUAUCAAAAUAAGAACCUCAGGCCUGUAGAGAAUGGAGGAAGGGAAGAUGUUCCUAUGAAUAAAGAAGAUCAUUGCAAGAUCAAAGAACGUUUGCCAGGUUCUUCUGAUGCAGAGAAUGAAUCAUGCAUUUAGAAAGCCGUUUAGACCAGUGGCACAUGAAUCAGGACAUCUUCUUUUAGAAUCAACUUUUACAAUGGUAUUAAUAAGUAAAUAAUAAAUAAUGACAGCAUUCAGAAAGCAAAACUAACAGCAAACCUGUGAUCAACAACAAUAAAAACUAACAUACAAGUAUGGAAGUGCCUCACCUGUACCUGGUUACCAAUAACAGGUAGAACAACCUCCAUGAGCUGAACUAAAUUCUCAACACAUAAAGAAACUCUUCCCUUGGCAUUUCCAAUAGAGUUAGUCUGCAAUUUUUAGUGGGGUCAAAGAUGACUGCUGGUAGUACAGCCACACGACAAAGGCCCACAAAAUAUGAUACUGAUCCUGUAUAUAGAGCCACGUAAUCAAAACAAUUCAACCUUAUCUAAAUUUAGCAUUGCAACAAUUUCCUAUUGCAAAACCGACAAAAGCAGUUUUUCCAAGAAGCUUUUUAUCUUAGCUCAGGAGAAAAUUUUAUGCCUGCUUAAAACUACAAAGAGGUUGCCAUAAAGGAAAUAAUUGCUUUAAAAAUAAUUGUCAGAGUUGUGACAUCUUUAAAAAAAAAAUUAGUUAAGUGGUUAUGAAACACAGGACAUAUUCUGAAUUUUGUAAUGAUGUUUUCUAAGCAAAGCCCAUCCAAUGUAAUGUGGCGACUUUAUUGCUAUGCCAUGUGCUGUCCGGCAGAGGUCACUCAAACAAUAACAUUAUCCCCAUGGCCGCUGCAGCUGAUCAAUAUAUUGUCAGGUAAGCGUCUUUAUCAUUCUGAGAGAAGUUCAUCAUCAGGCGGGCAAAACACUCAUCUGUGUUUCAAUGCACCUUAUAACUUUCUCAGCUCGAGCCUUUAGCUCAUACGUCCAAUGCUGGUUUUGUGUAUGUGUUGGUUUGUGUUCAUCCUGUUCGAAUCACUUGGAAGUUUGGCAUUAAAUAAAACAAUAUUCACUUGCAUACUAAUUCA
Messenger RNA from Cuculus canorus (common cuckoo), 3533 nucleotides. RefSeq names its product solute carrier organic anion transporter family member 1C1. The record is from RefSeq and is a predicted model, not a curated record. Gene Ontology annotation, biological process: sodium-independent organic anion transport; bile acid and bile salt transport; transmembrane transport. Gene Ontology annotation, molecular function: protein binding; bile acid transmembrane transporter activity. Gene Ontology annotation, cellular component: membrane. The coding region runs from base 404 to 2569 and encodes 721 amino acids. NCBI's taxonomy places the organism in Eukaryota, Metazoa, Chordata, Aves, Cuculiformes, Cuculidae. The transcript has 15 exons.